GGCGAUUCGGCGCUGCCCGUGCAGGCCCGGCGGGGCCGCGGGCGCCCGAGGCCUGCCCCCGCCCCGCGGCGGGGCGGAGGGAGGCGCGCUCCGCACCGCCCCCCGCUCCAAGGGGUGCACCAACGGAAAGUUAAAAAAAAGCAGCAAAACACCCCAAACCCCCUCACACCGGCCAGAGGGGGACGGCGGCGGUGAGGAGGGAGCGAGUUUGUCGGGAAGCAGUCACCAUGAAGAGCACUAUGGAUAAAGUGGGAAAGCCCAGCAGCAAAGAGUGAAGACUUUGGACAAACUGGCCUUCCUAAUGCCUAGAUGUAACUGCUCUGGUGGCCUGGUAGUGCAGUAUGAUCAGGAUGAGGAGGAAGAUACUUUGGGCAUCUUGCUUCUGCUUUGCAGCUGCCUUUUUCCUUGUGCUGACACUCCAGGUUAUCACCGAACUGGGCAACUCAGAGAAUAAGGUAUCAGUAAUCUCCAGUUUACACAGCAGCCCAUUAAAACCUGUGGAGAGACAUGCUUUUCAGUUUAAGAAUCAGGAACUUCACAGCAGCUUCAAGACAGAGUCUGAUGUAACUCACUAUCCUGUCCUGCUCUGGUGGUCUCCGCUGACUGGAGAGACAGGGAGAUUCAGUCAGUGUGGAGAGGAUGUAUGCUUCUUUACUAUCAACAAGACCUACCAGCACAAUCAGAUGACAAGAGCAUUUCUGUUCUAUGGUACUGACUUCAGUAUAUACAGUUUACCUCUCCCUCGUAAAGAAUAUCAUGACUGGGCCCUUUUUCAUGAAGAGUCACCAAAAAACAACUACAAACUCUUCCACGAGGCAGCCAUCACCUUAUUCAACCACACUGCAACAUUUAGCCGCCACUCUCACCUGCCACUGACCACUCAGUACCUUGAGAGUGUAGAGGUCCUGAAGUCAUUGAGGUUCAUGAUCCCACUGCAGAUGAAAAACAGCCUGAGGAAAAGGCUGGCACCACUUGUGUACGUGCAGUCUGACUGCAACCCCCCUUCUGACCGGGACAGCUACGUGCGUGAACUGAUGUGCCACAUUGAAGUAGACUCUUAUGGGGAAUGUUUGCAUAAUAGAGACCUUCCUCAGCAUCUCAGAAAUCCAGCUGCCAUGGAUGAUGGAAACUUUUUAAAAAUACUGGCACAGUACAAGUUCAUUCUUGCUUUUGAAAAUGCUAUAUGUGAAGAUUAUAUCACUGAAAAGCUCUGGCGGCCACUGAAGUUGGGAGUGGUGCCAGUGUACUUUGGGUCUCCCAGCAUUGUAGACUGGCUUCCUAGUAACAAGAGUGCAAUCCUGGUAUCCAGUUUUUCACACCCUCGGGAUCUGGCCCACUAUAUCAAAACACUGGAUACAAAUGAUGAAGAAUAUGAGUCCUACCUACAAUGGAAACUAAAAGGGGAUAUUUCCAACCCAAGACUGCUUAGAGCAAUGAAGGAGCGCAAGUGGGGAGUGCAAGAUAUCACCCAGGACAAUUACAUUGACACCUUUGAGUGCAUGGUUUGUAACAGAGUGUGGGAAAACAUCAGACGGAAAGAAAAGGGAUGGCUGCCGCAGAGGUGGGAGGCUCAGGUUAAUCAUCUGAGCUGCCCCAAACCGGAGGCAUUCUGGUUCUCAUCCUCAAACCCUGGCUGGAUUUCUCUCCAAAAGAUGUGGAUACCAAGCUUUGAGCAGUCUAAGAAAGAAGCCUGGGCACUGAGGCACCUGGUGGAAAGGAACAAGAAUUUUACAGCUGAAGAAUUUUGGAUGCUUGUAUUCAAAGACUAAACACAACGGACCUGUAAAACAGAGUGAGCUCCUCAGAGGAGUUCUGUGGAAUUUUCUUUUGCAGGUGACCUUAUAAUUUAGGAUUAAUAGCCAUGGGAAGUAGACCUGUAAGACUAAAUUUAGUAUGUUCAGUGCUCAAGGGGCACUAAGAAAUGCCAAACAGUAAAAUCAUUCUGCCAGGUAGUAUAUGCACAUAGAUAUGCAUAUAUUUGUAUUUAGAAUGAUUUUUAUUAAUUAUCAUUUGUUCAAAUGUUUGAACAUUAAGACCCUGGCUGUCAGGAUUCUCAAAGCCCAGAUUUAAGCACACACUAGUUAGCCUGAAGCAGAUGGCUGUACCUCCAUCUUUAGAAACAUACCUGCUUCAUCUCAAGACCCCUUUUUCCCCAGUCCAGGUCCUUCCUUUGCUAUACUGAUAGCCACAAGGUGCAGAGCAGCCGACACCAUUGCACAGGUACAGCUUCUGUGCUGCUUUGGAGGUAGACUGAAAAUUUGGGACUGUGUCCCUGGCUAGCUGUUUAUUAUCAAAUUUCCUGGUAUCAGCAGAUUUAAGCAGGGACUUGGCAGGUUUUGUGUCCUGACACUGAGUACCAGUGUAAUGUACAUUAGUGGCUGGCACGAGGAAACACCAUCUGUUGGUGUCCAGGGACAGAUUGAAUGAAAAACGUGCUGGCUCAGAUUUACCCACCAUCUUUUGCUAAAAAUAAGCAGAGCACAUGAGUAUCUCCACUCCCUAGAAAUAGGGUUGGCUUCGAUCUGACUUCUUGCCUUUCUGAUGAUAUAUUUGUAUUCUGAUGAUAGUAUUUGUAUAAUGUAUAAACAUGAAAUUAUAUGAUUAAAAGGGUAGGGAUAAUACAGGGUCCAUUGGUGCUGAAGUCUUCAAUAGACCCAAGGAGAAGUAGGCAGCCUUCCUGUUUUAACACACAAAACCUCAGAUUACAUAAUCUGACAAAGAAUAAAAUUUGGUGAUUUUAGUCAUCACUUACCAAGGGCACACCUUUGCCUGAUGUUUAGACUGUUGCAGGUUUCUUCCCAGGCUCUUUCAGCCUCAGUCUGUGGAGGUGUUAACUUUCACAGGAUCUGCAAGAUGGCAGUAACUGUGGAGCCAUUCAGAUGAGUGACACUCAUUCAUACGCAUGGCCAUGUAUGAUGACACAGACAAAUGGAAUUACUAAUCCAGGGUUCUUCACAUUGCUGGAAAGGCAGAUUGUCACCUGUGUUAAUUUCCAUGGAAUUGUUCAUUGCACCAGGCUAUAUUAAAAUUUCUGUCGAAUACUGGCUGUUUUGUAAAGGGGUAGCCAAAUAGUGGCAAUGGAGAAGGAUGUGAAUAGCAUUUAUGCCAAGAAAUUCAGCUGCGAAAUUUACUUACCUUGGAAAGGUUUUCUUACCAGAAAUUUCCUCAACAAAUAGCUGGUGAAUUUUUAGUCACUUUUAAAUCUGUCAAAGGAAAGAUGAGUUUUGUGGCCAUGAAUAAUAGAGUAUUGGUCAUUAGUAUCAGCCAUUGUUUCUAUGAGAAUAUAUUUAGUUUUGAUUAAGCAAAAUAUUCCCACUGAGUUUUCUCACCACUAGUGUUUUGCUAGUGUGACACACAGCAUCUGUUGAACAUACCUUAAACACUUUCCCCAGUGAUCUGCAGUGCAAAUGAUGACUAGGCUCCACAAAUUAAGCUCUUCAGGGAAGUGACAUUAACACUGGACUUACAGGCUUCCCUGGAUCCGGACUGAAAGCUGGACAUAGCCUCCCAAACAUUUUCAAAGGGAACUGCUGAAUGCCCAUCUGUUGCCACAAAUCUCUGUUUCACCUCCCAGGAUGAUAAAGAAACAUGAAAGACUAACUACUUUUUGUUGUUAUUGUUGUUAUUUUUUGUUUUGUGAUGUUCUGCUGUCCCCUUGGCCAAAAGUCUCAAGCCAUGUUGUUUAAAGACCUCAGGAAAUGCACAACUGGACAUUUUUUUCUUUGUUUCACGGUGGUAUCUGUUAGAUCCUGACCAUCUUGAUGAUAGAUUAUCUUUAUUUGAUAGAUAAAAUCCAAAGAAAUAAGACAUAUUUAUCUCA
Molecule: messenger RNA, 3820 nt
Organism: Prinia subflava (tawny-flanked prinia)
Lineage: Eukaryota; Metazoa; Chordata; Aves; Passeriformes; Cisticolidae
Gene: POFUT3
Product: fucosyltransferase 10
Exons: 5
Coding region: 342-1769 (475 amino acids)
Cellular component (GO): Golgi membrane
Molecular function (GO): alpha-(1->3)-fucosyltransferase activity
Source: RefSeq, a predicted model, not a curated record